AUGCCGGCGCCCCUUCUCAUCACAGCGGAUCAAGUCAAUUGCCUCAUACAUGCUUAUUUCAUGGAUUCUGGCUUUCAGCACUCUGCUUUCGCCCUACGAAUGGAGGGCCGUCUUGACCAGUCACCUCAUAUUAAGAAGCAUAUUCCACGCGGAGAAAUCAUCGAACUACUUAGCAAAGCUCUUCUUUACUCCGAGGUCGAGGCUCAUUGGAAGGGUGACGAACUGGCUACAAAUUGUUCAGCUCCGUUUUCACUCCUAGACACCCAUACAUGUUUACUCCAGCCUAUUUCUUCAACAAAUGAUGUCCGCGAACCCAAUGCUCCCAAGGUGAAUGGGGACACUGCCGGUAAAAGGAAGGCAACCACACCUUCUGAAGAUACCCGUGCUGAGAAGAGAGCAAGGAAGGAGCAAGAGCAGAAGGACGCGCAAAUGGACGUCGAGGGCGCACCCGCCCCAAAGCCAAAACCGAAGGACCCUAAAUCAGACGCGUCUCAAGUCUUACCAGAAACUGCCGCUAAGAAGCUUAAGCACAAACCUAGUGUUGUUGGAGCGCGUGCCGGUGCCGUUCGGUUCUUACAGGCUCACAAGACCGAAGUUUUCGUUGUCGCCUGGAAUCCUUCUGCAAAAGGCCAGCUAGUCUCUGGGUCGCGUGAUGCUGUUGUGAAUUAUUGGACCGUCCCCAACGGACCAAACAACGAUCCCACAGCCCCCAUACAACCAACUCUAACUCUAUCAGACCUAACUACAGCUUCGCAGGCUGAUUUGACAGCACUGAACUGGAAUCACGAUGGUUCACUCGUAGCUGUCGGCUCAUAUGAUUCCAUCCUCCGAAUUUGCACUGCGAAUGGGGAAAUUUACUUCAACGACAGUCACCAUAAGGGUCCCAUAUUCGCUGCGAAAUUUUCACCCUCUGGCCAAUGGAUCGUAACCGCUAGUCUAGACUGCACUUCAUGUGUCUGGGAUGUCAAGCACAAGAAGAUACAUCGACAGUAUCGUAAUCACGGAGACGCUUGCUGCUUGGAUGUUGAAUGGCUAGACGACUCGACUUUCGCAAGUUGCGGGGCAGACAAAGUCGUUCAUAUCGUAUCCUUGACAGCUACCGGGCCAUUGCAUACUCUUGAGGGCCAUGCCGGGGAAAUUAACUCUAUCAAGUGCAAUCCGUCUCGAACACGGCUAGCGUCGUGUGCGGACGAUGGCACCGCACGUAUAUGGAACAUCGAAAACAUACAUUCCGAGAAAGCUCUGCCAGCGCCUGUAGUGCUCAAUGGCCACCAACAAUGUCUCACCUCCAUCGAGUGGUGUCCUGUCACUGGACCUGGUGAGCACGAACUGGUUGCAACAGCCUCGUUUGACGCCACCGCCCGAUUGUGGGAUACCGUCACUGGAAACUGUACCAAAGUCUUUGCGGACCACACCAAACAUGUCUACGCUCUGACCUUCAGCCCCGAUGGGCGUCACCUCGUCACUGGCGGAGGUGAUGGCUCGUUAAUUAUAUAUGAAUCGAAGGAGAAGAAAUGGUCGUGGUAUACGGGCGAGAAGUCUGGGAUAUUCGAGAUUGACUGGCAGAGUUGGGGGAAUACCAGCUUGAUUGCAUUGGCUCUGGAACGUCAGAUGGUGGCUAUUGUUGACCCAGGCAAGGUGCUUGCGCUUCAGAGUUCUUGA
Molecule: messenger RNA, 1662 nt
Organism: Suillus paluster
Lineage: Eukaryota; Fungi; Basidiomycota; Agaricomycetes; Boletales; Suillaceae
Product: WD40 repeat-like protein
Exons: 10
Coding region: 1-1662 (553 amino acids)
Biological process (GO): regulation of transcription by RNA polymerase II
Cellular component (GO): histone deacetylase complex
Molecular function (GO): protein binding; transcription corepressor activity
Source: RefSeq, a predicted model, not a curated record